Messenger RNA from Lates calcarifer (barramundi perch), 3725 nucleotides. Its product is annotated as long-chain-fatty-acid--CoA ligase ACSBG2. Gene Ontology annotation, molecular function: long-chain fatty acid-CoA ligase activity. The coding region runs from base 335 to 2605 and encodes 756 amino acids. Gene Ontology annotation, cellular component: endoplasmic reticulum; membrane. NCBI's taxonomy places the organism in Eukaryota, Metazoa, Chordata, Actinopteri, Centropomidae. The record is from RefSeq and is a predicted model, not a curated record. The transcript has 15 exons.
UUUCCACCAGCCGCAGGGUGUUUGUGUGUCAGGUUCCAGGUCCUCUUCACCUUGAGGAGCCAUAACCUUUGGUCAAGUUUGUUGGUGGAUCUUUAACUGUUUGACACAGCCUCAGCAGCAGGUGUUCAGAGGAUUGUGCAAGUCCCAGUAGUUCUAGACGAGGCGUGUGUGCAGUGUGUGCCCUCGUUCUAGUCCCCCAUAGGCUGAUAUUUUCCCCAGGGGGCAACAGUCGAGUACCUGCAACGGGUAAAGGUUGAUCCAGGUCUGUCCUGCACCUGACUGCUCCUGUCAACUUGAUGCCAUUCAGCUCUGUCACUAAACAAGCAAAUACAAGAUGAGCAUCCAAGGAGAUUCAGUUAUGAGCAACGGCGUUGCAGUCAUGGAUGUUAAUACUGAGAGCAUCACUUCCCAAAAGGCACACACAAUGUCAGACUCAAAGACCCACUCCACUGUCAUCCUCAAUGGAGAUGUCGCCACAGCAGAGCUCAGUGGAUCAUCAGCUUCAGAGAGCCAGGAGACUCAUCCCUCUGGCACUGCUGAGACACUGGCUGAACCACCCAGAUCUCCUGAGCUGGAGGAAGCUACUGAGGAACUUUCACUAGAGGAGCCCAAAGCAGUUCCCCUGUCGACGGCGACUCUGGCAACAACUCUGGCUCCAGCUGAUCAGCUAUGGAGCACCAGCAGAGACAAGGCAGUCAGGCUGAGGAUGGAGGGCUCGGGCCAGGCCUCCGAGACUCCCAUCACCAUCCAUCAAAUGUUCCUGCAGACGGUGGAGAAAUACGGGGAUCAUCCCGCUUUGGUUUCCAAACACGAAGGCCAGUGGGUGACCCUGACAUGGAGGCAAUACUACGAACAGUGUCGGGCAGCUGCUAAAAGUUUUCUCAAGUUGGGGCUGGAGCGUUACCAUGGUGUAGGGAUCCUGGGAUUCAACUCCCCCGAGUGGUUCAUCUCAGACAUUGGCUGCAUCUUGGCCGGUGGUCUGGCAACCGGCAUUUACACGACCAACUCGCCUGAGGCUUGUCAGUAUGUGGCUGCCAACUGUGAGGCCAACAUCCUGGUUGUGGAGAACCAGAAACAGCUUGACAAAAUCCUGCAGGUUAAAGAUCAACUACCUCAUCUGAAAGCCAUUGUCCAGUAUAAGGGAGAGCUGCAGCAGAAAGCACCAUUCCUGUAUACAUGGGCAGAGUUCAUGAAGCUGGGAGAGGACGUGCCCAAUGAGCAGCUCAACGCUGUGAUUGACAGUCUUCGGGCCAACGAGUGCUGUACACUCAUCUAUACCUCUGGAACCACUGGCAACCCAAAGGGAGUCAUGCUGAGCCAUGAUAAUGUGACAUGGACAGCCCAUACAGCAUCUACCAUGGUAGAUUAUGUCCCUGCCACAGAGGUGGUGGUCAGUUACCUACCACUCAGCCAUGUGGCAGCCCAGAUGUUUGACAUGUGGAUCACCAUGGUUUUUGGCGCAACCAUCUACUUUGCAGAGCCAGAUGCCCUCAAGGGCUCCUUAGGAAUAACACUGAGAGAGGCUCGCCCCACUUUUUUCAUGGGGGUCCCUCGAGUAUGGGAGAAGAUGCAGGAAAAGAUGAGAGCCAUUGGUGCCAAGGCAUCCCCAAUGAGGAAGCGAGUGGCUGACUGGGCAAAAUCCAUAGGCCUGCAGUACAACUACAGUGCCAUGAGCGGGGAGAAUCAGGUGCCAUGGGGUUUCAUGCUGGCGAACAAUCUGGUCUUCAAGAAGGUGCGUGCUGCAUUGGGCUUAGACCGCUGCAAGACCUGCUUCACAGGUGCUGCCCCCAUCACCAGAGAGACUUUAGAAUACUUCAUGAGCCUGAACCUCCCAUUGAUGGAGCUAUAUGGCAUGAGUGAAAGCUCCGGUCCACACACCGUCUCAGUUAACAACGCCUACUGCAUCACAAGUUGUGGGAAGGUCAUGCCAGGUUGCAAGACGCGGCUGGAUAACCCAGAUAAGGAUGGAAAUGGAGAGAUCUGUUUCUGGGGACGGAACGUCUUCAUGGGCUACCUGAACAUGCCCGACAAAACGGCCGAGGCUCUCGACCAGGAUGGCUGGCUACACUCUGGUGACCUGGGAAGACAUGACCAGCGCGAAUUCCUGUACAUCACAGGGAGGAUCAAGGAGCUGAUCAUCACCGCCGGCGGAGAGAACAUCCCUCCCGUGCCCAUUGAGGAUGCACUGAAGGCCGAGGUGCCAAUCAUCAGCAAUGUCAUGCUGAUCGGAGACAAGCUCAAGUUCCUCUCCAUGCUGCUCACUCUGAAAUGUGUUGUAGACGACAAUGGUGAUCCCACAGACGAGCUGAGCCCAGAGGUUUUGGACUUCUGCCAGCAGCACAGCGUCACAGCAACCAAGGUUUCGGAGAUCGUAGCCAAUAAGGAGCCCGCCAUCUACAAAGCCAUUCAGGAGGGCUUGGAGCGCGUCAACGCCAGAGCAACGUCCAACGCCCAGAAAGUCCAGAAGUGGGUCAUAGUGGAGCGAGAUUUCUCAAUUGGUGGUGGAGAACUGGGACCCACCAUGAAACUGAGAAGGCCCAUUGUUGUGAAGAUGUACCAGGAGAAAAUAAACGAAAUGUAUGCAGUUGCUACGGAAAAACAGUAAAUUGUACUGCACAGAGAUGAGAGAGGUUUGUAAUUUAAAGGUUGCUAUAUUUUUUUGCUAUCACUACAUAGCCAAUGUUAGCAGCCAUUGCUUUUUUUAAGACAAGAGGUCUGGCCGACAAUACUUACUUAUCCUCUCAUGUUGGACUGAGGGCAGACUGGAUGCCAGGUUAGGGCUAGCUGGUUAGAAUACUAAUUUAAGUAGAGGGAAAAAAGCGAUAGGAAUAGCAGCAAAAAAAGAACUGACACUGGUGUUGGUUUACACCACUGGAGACAGCUCUUGGCGAGUAAAGUAAUGAAGCUUGAUACUGAGCUCGCAACAUGUCUUCUAGACUGGUAAUUAAACAGCUUUUCUAAUGUUGGCUAUGUAGAGAUAGCAAAUACUUACAUAUAGCUCCUUUAAGGGGAAAAAUCUUGAUUCUGGUGGUGUUUUAUUUAAUAAAGGUUUGUGCUGCUAUGUUUUAAUAUGUCUUUUAGUAAGUCUCUCUGUUCCAAAUCGAUAUUUAAGCUGUUAGAUGUACAUACAGUUUCACUGCAACUGUGCACUUUUUGUAAAUUAAAAAUCAGAGCCAAAUCUUGCCAUUUACCAUAUGGCAUAUACAGGUGAAUCGUACACUGUCACUCAGCACCAGUCACAUGUGGAGUGGGGAACACUGGAUAGUGUCUGUCAUCAUUUUGGGAGGUACACUUUUGCAUUUUUAGUUUUUAAAUGAAAUUUUGUGAACCAUAACCGACUGUGGCCUAAAUAGGAAAGUUUUUUUGUGUGAUCAUGAGCAUAUAUGUAUUUUAUUUUUGAAGCAGCAGUAUCUAUUUAAAUAUUUUACAGCAUUGAUUGCCAGUUUUCUGACAUAUGUUUUGUACGUUAGAUAAUCCCCAUCUGGCAAAGCUACUGCAGACAUUGCCUCUGUAGAUUGGAGAUGAUGUUUGAAUAUGUGUUUUUAUGAUAUGAUAAGAAUAUUACUAGUCUGAAUAUAACCAGUCACAAACAUGUGCAAAUUACAAAGCAUAAAUUUGAAUUUGUGCUUCUCCAUGUACAGUUUGACGAAUACUGAAAUGUUUAUUUUGUGAUAGUUGUUCCCUGAUUCUCAAUAAAAAAAAAAAAGAGUGAUUUGGACAAAUUA